AUGAAUUUUGAUCUAGAAAGAAAUGUGUUUGUUGUAAGCCUGGCAGUUGCAGACUUGGUUGUAGCAGUCUACCCGUAUCCUCUUGUUCUCACAUCUGUAUUUCAUAACGGAUGGAAUCUGGGAUAUCUUCACUGCCAGAUUAGUGGCUUCCUGAUGGGCCUCAGUGUCAUUGGAUCAAUCUUCAAUAUCACAGGCAUCGCUAUCAAUCGGUACUGCUAUAUCUGCCACAGUCUCAAAUAUGACAAGCUAUACAGCAACAAGAACUCAUUGUGUUAUGUUGUCCUUAUCUGGGUCCUAACAUUUGUUGCUAUUGUGCCCAACCUGUUUGUGGGGUCGCUCCAGUAUGACCCCAGGAUUUACUCAUGUACAUUUGCACAAUCUGUGAGCUCAGCAUACACAAUAGCGGUUGUGUUUUUCCAUUUCCUUCUUCCUAUAGCCAUAGUCACUUUCUGUUACUUGAGAAUAUGGAUCCUGGUUAUUCAGGUAAGGCGAAGGGUUAAACCAGAUAACAACCCCAGACUGAAACCACAUGACUUCAGAAACUUUGUAACCAUGUUUGUGGUAUUUGUAUUGUUUGCAGUCUGCUGGGCUCCUUUGAACAUUAUAGGUCUUGCUGUGGCUGUCAAUCCGGAAACCAUAAUCCCUAGGAUUCCAGAGUGGUUAUUUGUAUCUAGUUAUUACAUGGCAUAUUUCAACAGCUGCCUUAAUGCUAUCAUAUAUGGACUGCUGAACCAGAACUUCAGAAGAGAAUACAAGAGAAUUAUUGUCACUUGUUGCACAGCAAAGUUUUUUUUCCAGGACAGUUCUAAUGAUGCAGGAGACAGGAUGAGAAGUAAACCUUCUCCAUUGAUUACAAACAACAACCAAGUGAAGGUGGACUCUGUCUGA
Molecule: messenger RNA, 888 nt
Organism: Chaetura pelagica (chimney swift)
Lineage: Eukaryota; Metazoa; Chordata; Aves; Apodiformes; Apodidae
Gene: MTNR1A
Product: melatonin receptor 1A
Exons: 3
Coding region: 1-888 (295 amino acids)
Biological process (GO): G protein-coupled receptor signaling pathway
Cellular component (GO): membrane
Molecular function (GO): melatonin receptor activity
Source: RefSeq, a predicted model, not a curated record